Molecule: messenger RNA, 912 nt
Organism: Fusarium mangiferae
Lineage: Eukaryota; Fungi; Ascomycota; Sordariomycetes; Hypocreales; Nectriaceae
Exons: 3
Coding region: 1-912 (303 amino acids)
Biological process (GO): protein autoubiquitination; protein monoubiquitination; proteasome-mediated ubiquitin-dependent protein catabolic process
Cellular component (GO): cytosol; nucleus; ubiquitin ligase complex
Molecular function (GO): ubiquitin conjugating enzyme binding; ubiquitin protein ligase activity; cyclin binding
Source: RefSeq, a predicted model, not a curated record
AUGGAGGCUUCCAGUCUCACCAACAGAGGCGAGGCCCUCUCGUUUCUCUUUAGAAAGCCAAGCGGUGCCAUGGACCUCAGUCGAUAUCGCAACUGGAUCAUCGGUAGCCUGCCGCAGCUGUGGCAGCGAAACUGGGCUGAAAUGAUGGAAUUUUGGCAUUGUCAUAAACCUCAUGACCAUGAUCACCAGGAUACCGAGUCUUUGGCUACCAAAGGCUACGGUGCCAGUCAUGCUAUAUCCGCCCAACAGGGAGUUGGCUUUGUCGACUUGACAUCAUUCCUGUUCUCGGAGUCCGACUGCCGAAGCCUGCAAUAUUCUUCCUCAACACCGGAUGCUGGGUUCGAUCUAUCUUCGCUGGCGCUCAAUGACGACGAGAGCAAGAAGUUUUUACACAUAUAUUGCCGGGAAUGCACGACAGAGGUAGGCUUGUACAAUAUCGCGGCAUUGUCUGUCACCUUGUUCAAAUGGAAAAUUACUUGCCAAACCAAGACCACAGAUCCUAGUCCAAGCAGUUCCGAGUGUCUUGCAGCAACUCUGCUGGCUACGAUUUCUAGGUCGGGGUCAUCCAAGUCUAUUAUCACGCCGCAUAGUUCUGGGAUUGCAACCCCCGAAGCAGUUUCUCUUCAGAACCUUCAUCUAUGGGUGUUGAACCCCAACGUCGUAUACACAGCGUCCUCCACCGCUGACCGCAAGACAGCGAUGAAGAUACUCUACAAGCAUAUCGAUCCAUCAGAGAGUGAGAAACUUCUCACGUCCAUGACCUCAGAUGUCCAGGAGAUAAGUUUGCCCGAGGAAGCUAUCAAAGCAGCAGAUAAUUGCUUGUUAUGGAGCAGUGAAUUACUACCUGUUCAAGAAAGGACUUUCAAAGAGUGGCAAGUGGGGCUGCUUGAGAGAUGGGAACCUGCGUCUUGA